UUUCAAACGCAAAUCCCCUCUCCAUCUAAAUUCUAACAUCUUCAUUUCUUCCCUAAAACACCCAAAAUCCACUGUUCCCGUUUCGAAUUUCAUAUAUAUUCCAGUUCAUCACACGCCGGGUGGUGCAGGCAUUCAUCAAUAAAAGAAAAUUUCAUCUACUUUUUAAGAUGGGUGUGGAGAGCUACCAUGUUAUAGAGCUUGUGGGCGAGGGCUCUUUUGGGAAGGUGUACAAAGGGAGGAGAAAGUUUACUGGCCAGACGGUUGCCAUGAAAUUUAUUCCGAAACAUGGGAAAAGCGAUAAGGACAUUCACAACUUAAGGCAGGAAAUUGAGAUUCUAAGAAAGUUGAAGCAUGAAAAUAUUAUAGCAAUGCUCGAUUCUUUUGAAAGCCCGCAGGAGUUUUGUGUCGUUACAGAAUUUGCUCAAGGUGAGCUGUUUGAAAUUCUUGAAGACGAUAAAUGCCUUCCUGAAGAACAAGUCCAAGCAAUAGCAAAGCAGUUGGUAAGAGCACUGCAUUAUUUACACUCAAAUCGUAUAAUACAUCGUGACAUGAAGCCGCAAAAUAUUCUCAUUGGUGCUGGAUCUAUUGUCAAGCUUUGUGACUUCGGUUUUGCACGAGCCAUGUCCACAAACACAGUAGUUUUGCGAUCCAUAAAAGGUACACCAUUGUAUAUGGCUCCAGAAUUGGUACGAGAACAACCAUACAACCACACUGCUGAUUUGUGGUCUCUUGGCGUUAUCUUAUAUGAGCUGUUUGUUGGUCAACCUCCAUUUUAUACUAAUUCAGUUUAUGCUCUUGUUCGCCACAUCAUCAAGGACCCAGUUAAGUAUCCAGACAAUAUGAGCUCAAGCUUCAAGAGUUUUCUGAAGGGCCUGCUUAACAAGGUACCGCAGAAUAGACUGACCUGGCCUGCACUUCUUGAGCAUCCAUUUGUUCAAGAAACAUUGGAGGAUGUGGAAGCCAGGGAGAUUCGUACUGCAGCAGCUGCUGCAAAGGGAUCUGAUGCAACUUGGAGGGGAAAGGGAGAUAUUCAAUCAACUCAGUUGAAUGUUGCAAGUCCCGAAAGUAAAAGUCAUAUUCAAGCUGUCAGUGCAAAUGGAAACAUUGGGAACCUUCAGACUGAUGUUCAUUUGAAAAGUCCAGACAACGUCACUGUCAAUGCUUCACCAGAGGAGUUCCCAGGUUUCUCACAGCCUGAUGAUAUUGUACAGUCAGGUUGUCAAGUUUUGGGCAGACUGGAAAGCAACUCCCGAACAGUCAAGGGUGCAAAACUUAUUGGGCAAGAUAAUGAUGCAUUGUCAGCUAUUUUGGUUCCGUUAAGAAACUUGUGUGAAGAAUCAAAAGUUCCUGGCAGGGAUCAUGAUUUUAUCAAAUUAAACCAAUCGCUUAGGAUCCUUUCGAACUUAGUUGCAGCAGCUUCCAUCAACUCAAAUGGGACUCUUGAUCAAGUUAUAUGUGUCCUUCUUGGUUUCACUUAUGCUGUACUUAAAAUCAGGUCUUCCAAUGGAACUGAAUUGCUGAUGAGGAGUUUCUCCGUCACCAGAAAACUGUUAGAUAUCUGUGGAGGUGCUAUUGGAGGCUCAUUUCAAGGGCAUUGGAGAACACUUCAUGAAUUGUACUCGCAGGUGAUAAAUAACCUGGAUGAUGCUUCUGGUCGAGUUUUGUCUGAGUCAACUGGUUGCAUUGCAGCUAUGUUGUUUCGAGUGGCUCAGGCUCUUAAAGUAUCAUCUUCUCCGCCAACCCUUAUAGGAACUCUCAAAGAACUGUUAGACCAUGCUACCAGCUCUGGCAUAGUGGACCUUUUGAUUUUGUGCUUAGCUACAUCAGGGUCUAACCUCAUAUCAGGUUCCUCAAAUUUACUGCGAGCUGCUGCUGAAGCCUGCAGGGCUCUUUGGUUGCUGGUGGACGCAUUUGAACUACUUUCUCUAAGAGAUAAUAGAUAUCAUUUUCCAAUUAGCUGUUUGCGAAGUCCAUCUUUACAUCGACUUGACAUCAAGGACCAUGAGCGAGGUCCAUUACUUGGUAGGGAUUCAACAAAAAUUAUUGAUUCCAUGACAAAGGCAUUUCUAAGGUCCAAAGCCAUACAGGUUGCUGUUUAUUAUUGUCUGCAUCAACGUCUUGAACCUUCUAUCUGUGCUGGAGUACAGCUUGUUCUGAGGUGUUGCUUGCAUAGUGGAGUUGUUGCCAAUAUCCUCUGUGGUCUGCCUAGUUCUCUUCCCGUUACUACAGUGGUGAGUGGAGGAGGCGACGGCACUAUUGUUUCAGAGAUUUUCUCUGUACUGUCAUCAACUAAGAAAGCACGUGGCGGAGAAGCAAACACCUUGGUUCUGCACUUAAGCCUUCUUCUUGCCACCAUUGCACAAUGUCUAAAGUCAUCAGGAAGGAAUUCUGCCUUGUUCAUUCUCACUACAUCUUCAAGAAAGCAGCUCACUCGGCUCUCUGACCUUGCACAUUAUUUCUCUGCUGAUGUACAGUCAUUAUGCCAACCUCAUUCUGCAUCUGCAAUGCUAGCUCUAGCAUCCAUUCUGUCUCUUGAAACUAGCUGCACAGUUGAAACUGCCAUUCUUGACAUAGCUGUGCCUAUGAUCCCUAGGACUGCCAAGCUAUGUGAAUACCUUAGGAAUCCUGCUAAUGAACAAGAUGGAACAAGUAUGUUUAGUGGAAUGCUUUCACAUUGGCAUGGCCUAAGAGAUGGAUGUAUUGGGUUAUUGGACAUACGACUGAAGAAGGAAGGACCAUUGGCUGUGCAACACUCCUGUGCUAGUGGUAUUCCACAGCUGCUUAUUGAUUUGUUGACAAACAACAUUACAGAAGUCUCUUCUGAAGAAUCCAAUUUUUCGAAAGACCAAAUUGAGCUAUCACCAAUUGGAGUUGCAUGGAGCAUUUCAUUACUAUGCCAAUGCCUUACUGGGGGAGUAUCAACUUUUCGUCAUAUAUUGCUUAAGAUGGAACAUGUCAAGGUCAUAUCUGAUUUGAUAUUGGACAUACAUCUUAAGCUAGUCAAAUCUUGGAGUGGACCCGGUGGCGGGGUGGAUGGGGUUAGGGAUACAAUAAAUGCGGUUAUAGAUCUUUUGGCAUUUCCGUUUGUGGCUGUACAGAAUGGUCUAGGUUUGCCAUCUGCUACUGCUUCAGUGAAUAGUGGAUUUCUCCUUAAUGUUGGUUCACCUGGUGGAAGAGUUUGUCCUGAAGACAGAGACAUGGUGAAAGCAAUUGAAUCACAUUUGGGAAAGUAUACUCAAAUCCUAUUGGAGGUAGGAGUUCCAGGCAUUAUUCUUCGGUGUUUGGAACAUAUGGAAUCCAAAGAUAAAGCCAGGCCUGUUGCAUUUCUUGCCAAAAUGACGGCUUACCGACCUCUUGCUGUUCAACUAUUGGGUAAAGGUUUGCUGGAUCCAAGGAGAAUGAAGUCUCUACUGGAUGGUUCAUGCCCCGGAGAAGCCGUUCUAGAUGUUCUCAUGAUUGUUUCAGAUUUAGCUCGCAUGGAUAAGGCCUUCUAUGAAUACAUUGAUGGGGCAGAUAUCUUGGAGUAUCUUAAGGAGUUCCUAACCGAUAAAGAUCCUAAUGUGCGUGCCAAAACAUGCAGUGCUAUAGGAAAUAUGUGUCGUCACAGCUCCUAUUUCUAUGCUUCGCUGGCAAAACGUGGCAUCACUAGUCUUCUCAUUGAUCGCUGUGCUGAUUCUGACAAAAGAACGCGGAAGUUUGCUUGCUUUGCUAUUGGCAAUGCUGCCUAUCAUAAUGAGCUGUUGUAUGAUGAGCUCCGGAGAUCCAUUCCUCAGCUCUCAUAUCUGCUGCUUUCAGCUGAGGAAGACAAAACCAAGGCCAAUGCUGCUGGGGCACUCAGUAAUCUUGUCCGCAACUCCAACAAGCUUUGCGGAGAUAUUGUUUCUAAAGGAGCCAUGCAGGCAUUACUUAAGCUGGUGACAGACUGUUCUGUCGUAGCUCUGAGCCCCAGUAGAAAAGAUACAAUAAAUGAGUCACCUUUAAAGAUUGCACUAUUUUCUCUGGCGAAGAUGUGUGCUCAUCCACCUUGCAGACAAUUCCUUCGAUCAUCCGAGCUAUUUCCAGUAGUUAGGCAGCUUCAGCAGUCACCGGAUUCAACGAUAGCUAAUUAUGCCGCUGUAAUCGUUAAGAAAGUUGCAGAAGUAUAAUUGAUCAUUGAUUUGCUUGAAAUCUGCCAGCCACUGAAUUGAAGCUCAUCUCUCAUGUGCCACUAUGAAAAGGUUGAUGCACGCUCAGUCGGUUUAUCAUGCAAUUGCUCUUGUACAAUUGAAGCAACAUAAGGUCAUCAAUGACUUGGUUGCUGGUAAAUAUAUGUAUCUACCAACUUAUUAAAUUUCUGUAUGCGGUUCAAAUAUGGAAACAUUCUUAGAAUCAAGUAAAUUUUUGGGCAGUUUUCCAUUACCUCUCACAGUUAUGUCUGUGCAGUAAGGAUAUAAUGCUUUUAGUCUUCACUUGAAGAAAAUAAUAUGUAUUGGUCCACUUUUGCAAAGCUCUGCGAAUAUCCUUCCUUUGAUUGUUCUGGACUAAAGCUCAUUCUUUGUAACAACUGGCAUGAGAGACCGUAAUUCCCAUUUUCCUU
Molecule: messenger RNA, 4576 nt
Organism: Nicotiana tabacum (common tobacco)
Lineage: Eukaryota; Viridiplantae; Streptophyta; Magnoliopsida; Solanales; Solanaceae
Product: serine/threonine-protein kinase TIO
Biological process (GO): protein phosphorylation
Cellular component (GO): cytoplasm
Molecular function (GO): protein binding; protein kinase activity; ATP binding
Source: RefSeq, a predicted model, not a curated record